Messenger RNA from Phodopus roborovskii (desert hamster), 2423 nucleotides. It is a transcript of the gene Btla, whose product is annotated as B and T lymphocyte associated. Gene Ontology annotation, molecular function: signaling receptor activity. The transcript is spliced from 6 exons. Bases 283 to 1170 code for a protein of 295 amino acids. The record is from RefSeq and is a predicted model, not a curated record. Lineage: Eukaryota; Metazoa; Chordata; Mammalia; Rodentia; Cricetidae. Gene Ontology annotation, cellular component: plasma membrane. Gene Ontology annotation, biological process: immune response-regulating cell surface receptor signaling pathway.
UGUAAGCAGGGUACUAGGGUGGAAGAAGAAGCAGGGACCCAGCUGCUUUGCACAUCAGAGGGACUGAAAGUGAAGAGCAGAUUGGAUCAGCAGCAAAACCACAGCACAGAGCCUCUGUUCACUUGCUUUCACAAAAUCAUUCAGUCUCUUCGUCCUGUCCUCUCCCACCCGUUCUCAUUUCACCCCCUAAGAUGCUGCUAGGGUAGAUGACACCACCCAGCUCUGAAGAUCCCUAGGAGGAAGCAGAACCUUUUGCUUGAGGAGUUUACCUCUACCCAAUAGAUGCUGGGAAUGAAGAUACUGCCUGCCAUGCUUGGGACUCUAGGGUUAUUCAGGGAACUCUUAAUCCUCCAGCUGGGCCUUUGGAGCAUCCUUGGUGAAGAGUCAUGCCAAGUACAACUUACCGGUAGCAGGCAUUUGAAAUAUCCCACAGCAGGAGAGUUCUUUAGAAUUGAAUGUCCUGUGACAUAUUGUGUUCACAGACCUAAUGUGACGUGGUGCAAGUACAAUGGAAGAAACUUUUUACCUCUUGAAAUUGGACCUCAGCAACACACUAGUUGGGAAGAAAAGAACCAGGUUUCAGUUUUUAUUCUUCAUUUUGAACCAAUAUAUCCCAGGGACGAUGGGUUGUAUAGAUGUUCUACAGAUGUUAAUUCUGAGGUUAUUAAUAGCCACAUAAUAGCCAUCAAUGUGACAGAAAAGACUCAAAAAGGUUCAGAGAACCAUCUAAUUAAUGCCACCAGUGCUUCAGGACCAUCCACCAUGGAAGAGAGGGUGGACAGGACCUGGCUGCUUUACAGUUUGCUUCCUUUGGUGGCAAUCCCUUUGUUGCUUAUCUGUUUCUGCUUGGUCUGUUUCCUGAAAAGGCACCAAGGUCAAGAAAAGAAGUCUUCUGGCUUAGCAGGAACGGAAAUGAACCUGGUUGAUAUUCCAGUGAGUCCAAGGACAAAUUCCCGAACACUGCCAUCAGAAACUGGCAUUUAUGAUAAUGAUCCCUGGUCAAGUGUCCAGGAAAGGUCUGAAUCCACAACUGACUCACAAUUGGAGGGAAACAAACAGGGCAUUGUUUAUGCUUCUCUGAACCAUUCUGUUAUUGUAAAGAACCCAAGACAGGCAAGCAGCAUCCAAGAGGCACCCACAGAAUACGCAUCCAUUUGUAAGAGAAGUUAAACCUGGCACUGAUGCACACAGGCUGUGAGCAUUGCAUGAUGGACUUGUUAAUACCAUCUUCUGGACCUCCAGGGUCAAAUAACAACCUGGGAAUUUUCACAUUAAGAUAGUUUGUGUCUUAAAGGUCCAUGGAAACUUUGGAGGCAUUUUACACAAGAGCUUUUUUCUGGGAAGACUCAUAGCACAAAUAGCAGAAUAAUAGAAUGUUUAAAUUUGACCAUGUCUUACCCAGUGUGUGAAUUUAAUAUUUCCUUUGGAAAUAUCAGAGAGACUACCAGGGAAGAAAGAAGUGUGUUGUUUGGAUUAGCUCACUACACAUUCUAGAAAAAGAAUGGCCCAAUUUGACUAUCUAAUCAUAAAUACAUCAAUGAUCAUAUGUUCCCGUCAAUUUUCUAUGAUAAGACAAUUUCCCAUGUCAAUCUAUAGCUAGUGUUUUAUUUUUUCUAAUGUAAAGGAAAAUUAUCUUGGACUCAAUUCAGAAAACAUUAGAAAGGGUAAUUGGUGCAGCACAGAUACAGAAUAUUCCAAAUAGAUAUGGGGCCAAAGUGCAUUAUCUGCCAAUGAGAUGCAUAUUUUCACCCUGUUAAAUUGAGAAAGUCAGGUAGUAAAGGAUUUAUAAAUGCAUAGUGAGUGUAUCUGUAAUCAAAGUGGUAGUAUUUGGACCAAGUAAUGUACAUGAAUGUGAUGCCAUGCUGCUGAACUAAUAUACACAUUUGAGUUUAUGAACAAGAGUCAAUGGGAAUAGAUAUUAUAAGGCAAAUCUACAGUGAACUUUUAAACCACCCUAUGCUUUACGUGAGAGCAAACUCAAGUGACAGUUCAUAGAAAGAAAGAGUCUGGAAUAUUUAGUUGAUCAGUAGGGGUUGACAUAGCCUCAUUGAUGUCUAUUUCUUGCUUCUUAUAAAAAGAAUCAGGAGAGAUCAUAAAGUAUGACAUAUGGAGAUAAUUCAGGUUUAAAUUCAAACAUUGUAGCUGCUUGAGAGGAUAGUUAAUUUUCGGGUGUUCUGAAUUUCCAGAUUACUUGAGUCUAAUUAUUUAAAACAUAGCUCAUAAUUUUAUUCAUCAGCUUGAGGCUUGAGUUCUGACUUCUGAAACUGAAUGGCACCAUCUUUUAGUAUACAGUGGAUGGCAAGAGCUAGAAGCCACUAGAACAAACACAUGAGUUGCUAGAUGAGUGAAUGUGGUCUACAUAAUUUCAAGUAUUGUGUGUGUGUGUGUGUGUGUGUGUGUGUGUGUGUGUGUGUGUGUGUGUG